Aspergillus aculeatinus CBS 121060 is the source of this 2766-nucleotide messenger RNA. RefSeq names its product putative nucleosome remodeling complex ATPase subunit (Snf2h). Gene Ontology annotation, biological process: positive regulation of transcription by RNA polymerase II. The transcript is spliced from 6 exons. Gene Ontology annotation, cellular component: nucleus. The record is from RefSeq and is a predicted model, not a curated record. Lineage: Eukaryota; Fungi; Ascomycota; Eurotiomycetes; Eurotiales; Aspergillaceae. Bases 1 to 2766 code for a protein of 921 amino acids. Gene Ontology annotation, molecular function: ATP-dependent chromatin remodeler activity; ATP binding; DNA binding.
AUGGAUAAUUUCCUCGACUCGGACGACUUUCAGACACCGCUCAGUAGUCCCAGAUCAUGCAUAUCGACACCCCCUACCUCUCCACCCAGUGCUGGCAGCUCAAAUCCUCUAUCAGCUCGAUAUCUGGAACGAGAAUCGUCUCCGCUGCUGUCGUACACCGCGCGGUUCCAAAACCUUCUAGUCGGACUCCCAUUUCGUGUCAAAAAGAGCACCUUCACUGCCAAAAGUACACCCACAAGUGUCAUCGAUGACAUCAAAAGUCGUCGAAAUAACUUCCUUCGAGCAAAGAGAGACCUCAUCCUUCCCCUCCUAGACAGGGUUCCCGACGUGCUGAGCGAUUCUGAAUAUCAUGGGCAACCAACUAUCGAGCAGCAGCAACAACUGACAUCUCAGCCGGGAGGGUUGCGGGCAACCCUGAAACCAUACCAGCUCGACGGCCUUUCGUUCCUCAUGUACCUUCGACGAAACGGAAUGGGUGGCAUUCUAGGCGACGAGAUGGGGCUUGGCAAAACUUUGCAGACAUUGACGCUCUUUGAACAUGUCACGGAGAGUGAACGAUCCUCUUGUAUCAAUCCUGCACCAUUUCUGGUUGUUUGCCCUCUGAGCGUCUUGGACACUUGGAUCACCGAAAUCACAAAGUGGACUCCGAACCUCACUCCCGUCAAGUUUCAUGGAACUCGCGAUCAAAGAGCAAUGGUAAAGAAGCUCUUUUCGAAGAAGCAAGGCAAGGAGGGCUGCUUCAAAGAGGAUGUCAGAAGCACAGUGCUGAUCACCUGCUACGAGACGUUGAUGGCGGACAUCCUCUGGUUCCGAAAGGUGGCAAUCUGGAAGUAUGUUGUACUCGACGAAGGCCAUCGGAUCAAGGACAGUAACUCCAAGCGGGCACAGGCUAUGGGCAAGCUUCGUGCUGAAUAUAAGCUCAUACUCACAGGUACUCCGAUUCAAAACAACUUGGGCGAAGUGUGGUCGCUGUUGCACUGGCUUUUCCCCGAAGUUUUCACACCGUCGUCGGCUAAGCUGUUCAAGGACGCAUUUUCGCUGAACGAAGGCAAAUUCGAUGCUGGAUUCUCGAAUCAUAUCAAGAGAUUUCUCAACCUCAUCAUGUUGCGACGUCUAAAGGACUCUCCGCAGGUCGGAAUCAAUCUGCCACCCAAGCAGGUUGUUACACUCGCUGUGCCGCUUUCAAAGCUACAACACUCUUUGUAUAUGAAUGUGCUGACAGGACUAGACGAAGCACUCGGUGAAGUCUCGCAGCCGUCGUCGAUGUUGGAGACAGACAAAGAAGGCUGGCCUAUCGACAGGCCAAACAUCGACCCUAAUAAGCCAGCCGCCAAACGCAAAUGGAAGAUUUCGGAUAACGUUCUCAUGGAACUGCGAAAGUGCUCCAUCCAUCCUUGGCUAUUGAAUAACGGCCCAGAAAGUUCAAAUGAUUCUGCUAGCUCCCUUCUCUCGUGCUCAGGAAAGCUUCUUGCGUUGAGCAAGUUGGUUCAUCACUUCAUCUUCACCGAAAAGAAGAAGGUCGUCAUCUUUUCAUGUUUCGUCAAGGCUCUUGAUCUUUGCGAGGAGCUCUUGGGAAUCCUGCAGAGACGCGGUUUCUUCGAAUAUGUCAGGCUUGACGGGAGCACUUCUCGAGCUUGGCGCAGGCUCUGCGUCCAUCUCUUCAACAACCUUCCCCAGUUCAUGGUCUUCCUUGUAUCAAUCCGGGCCGGCGGCGAGGGGCUUAACAUGGUCGGAUCUUCGGUGGUCAUCUUUUUAGACGAAGAUUGGAAUCCGCAAGUGAUGAGACAGGCUGAAUCUCGCGUGCACCGUAUAGGCCAAAAGCAGCCGGUAAGGAUCUUCAGGCUUAUCUCCAAAGGUACCUUGGAAGAGCAGAUGAGCCGCCGCCUGCUCAAGAAGUCAUAUCUUUUAUCAAAGAUCAUUGAAGAGGAGCGCAUAUUCGAAGCUGGAAACGGUUAUGACUAUACCCUGACCGGAAUUGACGAGACGCCUCCGAUGCGCCUCAUUGCCUGCGAAGGUCUUCAAGAGAAUAGCUUGGCAGAUAUGAGGUCCUGGAGUUUUGAAUCACUUCUUGACAGAUGCACCAUUAACUCGAACACGGGCAAGGACCUCGCGAACACCUCUUCCUGGUGGGAAGUGUCGGAGCGGGUGCGCACGAAUAUCUUUAAUGGGCAGAAGGUUGAGAAACUGUCUAGGUCGCAGGCAUUUCCAGACGAUGCGCCCUAUUUCGCCCGUGCAGAACGUCGAAUCGGCAAAGGGCGGGUUAUUACCAUUGAGGGUUUCGACGUCACGAAGGAGAAUCUACGCAUGCAUGUCACUUCUCCAACGACACCAAAAUCACCAGGAAUGGGAACGUUGAAGUCCAUGACAAACGAGAUCACAUGUGGGAUCUGUAAGAGGUUCGAACCUCUGGAUUGUCAGACCUGUCCUCGAGCAUAUCACUGGGAAUGUCUGCCGGAUUCCAUGAAGUCGCACACGAACGAGGCCCGUUUCAGUUGCCCCCAUCAUGUUUGCUCGGGUUGCGAGAGAAGGGCAUCUGAGGCCGGUGGGCUCUUGUUCUGUUGUGCGAGGUGUCCGCUCGCAUUCUGCGAAGAUUGUCUCGAUUGGGGGAAAACCGAGUUUAUUGGAAGGAACUUUGCCCUGGAAAACCUUGGAUACCACCCACACUCCUAUUUCUACAUUCACUGCCCCAGCUGUAUUGGCGGUCGCAAGCGAUCCGGCGAUGAGUUCGAUGGCAUGAUUUCAAAGCGCUUGAAAUGGGGGGAAUGA